Somion occarium is the source of this 1654-nucleotide messenger RNA. Lineage: Eukaryota; Fungi; Basidiomycota; Agaricomycetes; Polyporales; Cerrenaceae. The record is from the annotation of a GenBank genome assembly.
AAGAAGAAGUGCCCCAGAAACGGCCGGAGAUGGCCGACUGAGUCAAUGCGCCUCUGGGUGAGUUUAGUCUGGAGUUGGGCGCGCCUGUGUGUAGCGACUCCAAAGGGCACUCCACUUCCAGCACCGUUGUUCGCAUCUCCACAGAAAACCACCCCAACAUCACGAUGACGUUUAUGAACACCGGUUUCGGUUAUACAAUGAAGCUUCUCUCGGAUUGGGGCCCCUCACAGAACAUAUAUAAACCUGCCACUCUCCAUUGACCUUCCUUUACACUUCUUUCGCUCCGCUCUCGAACUUGACGAAUCCGCCCUUUACUUCAGUCCCAUCGAAACAAGAUGUCCAUGAACGGUACUGCUAUCCUUACCGCCGCUCACGAUGACGCAGCGCGUUUUGGUGCACGCAUCGACUUGAAGAACAUCAGUGAAGCUGAUGCUAGGAAAUUAAUGUCCGCCGAACACAAAGCUCUUGGUUUCCGUCCACCUCCAGGUUCACUUGCCGCAGAAGCCCAGGCCGAGGCAGCAAGACACCCAAAGACUGACGCUCAAAUAUCCUUGGAAGCGUUGCGAAAGGCCGCACUUGAGGAUGCAGAACGUAUCAAAGGUCUGAGAUCUAGUACGGGCGAAGUGAAUUUGAACGUUGUCGGCCAAGCUGAGGCUCGCAAGUUGAUGUCCGAUGAACACAAAGCUUUAGGGUACCGACCAACACCCGGUUCUCUCGCCGCUGAAGCCCAGUCUGCUGCUGCUAAACACCCCGAGGGUGUUCCCGAUGCACAUCCGGAGAUUUAUGAGUUACAUCGCGCGGCUUUAGAAGACGCAGCGAAGAUCGAGAGUUCUGCAGCUGCCGCCAUCAACCUGGACGCGAUUGGUGAAGCUGAAGCUCGGAAACUAAUGUCAGAGGAGCACAAGGUGCUCGGAUACCGCCCUCCACCAGGUUCUCUCGCCGCUGAGGCCCAGUCCGCCGCCGCCAAACACCCCACUUCCAGCGCAGGCGUCGAUGCUGCGACGCUUGCCAAAGCGGCUCUGGAGGACGCUAAGAAGAUCGAAAGCAUCCGUCGUUCCUCAAACGGUACUGCCACAGCAGAAAAAAUGAAUGGUUUCGGGCGUCGAAGCUCUGGUGGUUCAUCAUCUUCUGAGAAGAUGUCUCCGGAGAGACGUGCUGGUGGUGGAUCUGUUGCUGCGGAGAAGAUCAACCCGGAGAUAAUCACUGCUGCUGAGGCUCAUCAGUUGCAAAGCGAGGAACAGAAGACGUUGGGGUAUAGGCCUCCUUCGGAUUCACUCGCUGCACAGGUGCAGAGUGCCGUUGAUAAGCGGGAUCGGCAGCCCGUGACGAAAGACAUAGCGGCCUCACUCGAGUCGCAGGAACACAAGGCUGUGGGUCAUCUUCCAGAGAAAGGAAGUAUAGCUGCUGUUGCUCAAAGUCUUGCGGAUCAGAACGAGAAUGACGGUGGUGAGAGGACCUUAGCUGAUGCUGGCAUACGACUCAGAUUCUUGGAUCUUGCCUACGGACGAGCUGGAUGAUUGGCUUGGUCAUGUUCAGCUGGAGCCUGAGAUGAUCAACAACUGUGUUUAUAGAGGAUUCUGUUUUUUUUUUGUAUUUGUACGAUACCCCGCUCGUAAGUAUUGCAAAGUAUUAUAGUGUAUCAACAAAUUUUCAA